AUGGAUCAGCUCUUCGGCCAGUUCGGAGGCCGAUGGGCCACCAUCAACGCCAUGGCCCUAUUAUUAUGGACCAUAAUAAUACCGCUCAUCACGCCCUCCGUCCUCGUCACGGCGCACCCUCCAGCACCUCUACUGGCACACCACACCGCGCGCGCGGCGCUGGCGGACGGCGUGCCCCUCCGCAUCCUCCCGCUGGGCGACUCCAUCACGUGGGGGUACGGGUCGUCGGACGGCAACGGGUACCGGCAGCACCUGCGCUGCCUGCUGCUCACGGACGGGCGGACGGUGGUGUACAACGCGGCCGUGGACGAACUGGUGAGGACGCACCAGCGGCAGGGCCACCGCGUGCUCGGGGCCGACAUGUAUCCGGCGCUGCACGCGGGCGCCGACCUGGGCAACGGCCUGCACCCCAACGACGCCGGCUACGCCAAGAUGGCCACCGUGUGGUACAGCGCCCUCGUGGAUGCGGCCGGGCGCGGCUGGGUCGAGACGCCGGCGGAGCUGCCGUCGGGCGCCGAAGCGUGCGACGGCUAUCUGUACUGGGAUCCCGUCUACGGCGCCGUGACUAGACCAUGGGAAGAGGACUUCGUGCACGUGGCCGAUCUGGACGGCGAUGGUCGGGACGACUAUGUCUGGGUGGAUGCCGACUCUGGCGCGGCGGUGCUGUACCGCAACACGGGCGACUUUGGCAAUUGGGAGAAGGUCGGCCAGGUGGCCAGCGGGAUCGGCGCCGGCGAGGGGGUCCGUGUACGCUACUACCGCAAUGGAGGCCGCGCCAAUGCCGACGGCGGCGGGAAUACUAAUAAGUGGAUGUGGUACGACGAAGAUAUCACCGUCAGCAGGAAGGGCGACGGCGAGGAUCUCAUCUUUGCCGACCUCGACGGAGACGGGCGCGCCGAUCUCGCCCGUCCGCGGCCAGUACGGCGCCCUCGCAAGAUACCUCAACGUCGGGGCCGGGGUCAAGCCCAGCUUCCAGGCCAUGGGCACCCUUGCCACGGGCGACAGCGACGGCAAGACCGACUACAUUGUCAUUGCCAACGCGACGUCGGGCGCCAUCAGGCUGUGGCAGAACCAGGGGUCCGGCUCCGCCUACCGCGCCGGCACAAUGUCUUCCUUGCCGACCUCGACGGCGACGGCAAGGACGACUACCUGGUCGUCAGCCCUGCCGGCGCCAUCGAAGCGUACGUGAACGGCGGUACGGCGGGCGGCUCCAAGUGGAUUUGGUAUCCCCGGGGCCAGGUGGCGUCCGGCGUGGCCAAGCGGGCCAACAUCAGCGGCUGGUUGCUCGCCGACAUCGACGGCGACGGGAAGGCAGACUACCUUGUCGUCGACCCCUUGAACGGCGCCGUGACUAUGUACCGCAACGGCGGGCCCGGCAGCACCAAGUGGAUCUGGUUCCCGGUCGAGCAGCCCAUCGCCACGGGCGUCGACUACAACGGCUAUGCCGUGCGGUUCGCCGACCUCAACGGCGACGGCCGGGCAGAGUAUCUGGGGCUGGCCAUGGGCAACGGCGCGCUGCAGAUGUGGUACAACGGCUGCACCGGCGACGAGCCCGACCCGCGGAGCGGGCCCCCGGCCACGCUGCAGGACCCGAUCCACGGCUACGGCGACGGCAAGCGGUGCCGCACCGACGUGUACGACCGGCUCGAUGACAUCCCGGCCACCGACAUGUUCGACUCGUCGCGGCCCAACUCGCAGUUUGUCGACAUGGCGAACCAUGCCAUCCGCGACUGGACGCGCGACAACGGCGACUACUGGUUUGACUGCACCGUCACCGAGCGCGUCUACUGCUGCAGCAACUGCAAGCUCGUCGUCGAGAAGGACCACCCGGGGCGGUGCAAGUACUGCGUCGCGCGCGGCUCCGACGACUCCGACGACGAAUGCCACAUGGACCUCCCGAGCGCCGAUGCGCCCUUCUCAUUCCGCAACGUGUCGGAGCGCUGCCCGCCCAACUACGACGACCGCGGCGUCGGCGGCAACGGCCGGCAGUCGGUCUACUGGCGCAUCCGCGACGGCAAGUCGUGGGCGAACAUGGCCGCGCAGGCCGAGCACGACGUCGGCAUCAACGCCACCUUCGACUGGUGGUACCGCGCGCCCAUGAUCACGCGCGACUACUCGGCCCGCGACGUGGCCAACCCCAAGGCCUUCCUCGAGCUGGCCAUCCCCGCAUACCGCACGACGCCGCAGGACCCGGACGGCAUCGCGCACGACCUGCGCGCCAACUGGUUCCGCAUCGACGGCGACCGCGUCGACCCGGCCGAGUACCCGUGGGUCGUGUCCGUGUUCGCCUCGUCGCUCAACGAGAACAUCGUCGGCAUGCGCGAGAUCGUGCGCCUGGCCGACGAGAUCGACGAGCAGGAGCGGCAGCGCGUCAUCACCAUGUGGCUGAGCAUCGUCGCCCUGGUGCUGCCGCUGAUCGGCCCUUACGUGGCGCCCUCGGUCGGCUUCCUGGGCACCUGCCUGGCCGCCAACUUCGUCCGCAACGUGCUCACCGCGGGGCGCGUGCUGACCUCGUGGGGCCUGGCCAUCUACGACCCGGACAUGAUCCCGCUCAUCCUGUUCACCGCCUUCGUUCACGGCGGCAUCACCGUCAAGACCAACAUGGCCCAGAUGGGCUACUACAUCCGCUUCCGCCACGCCGUCCUCUACAACACCAUGGGCGGCGCCCUGAAGGUCAACCACGACUGGCUGGCCUCGUAUCUCUCCACCCUCGAGCAGAUUGCGUUGUACUACUAG
Messenger RNA from Chaetomium strumarium, 2736 nucleotides. RefSeq lists its product as uncharacterized. Lineage: Eukaryota; Fungi; Ascomycota; Sordariomycetes; Sordariales; Chaetomiaceae. Bases 1 to 2736 code for a protein of 911 amino acids. Gene Ontology annotation, molecular function: phosphatidylcholine lysophospholipase A1 activity. The record is from RefSeq and is a predicted model, not a curated record. The transcript is spliced from 8 exons.